CAUCCAGAAACACGUUUUUCGAAAUUUGUGCUCCAUCUACAAUCUCUUAAGCAAUUGAUCCAAAUAUCACAGUACUUUUUUAAGAAAUUGAUUUUACAGGAGCAGUAUUUGUAAAUUGAGUACAGUCUAAAAACUUUGUUUUUGCCUACAUUAUAUCUAUAAUGCAUCCUUCUUACUGCAGGAGGCAGCAGUUUUGACUAUAGCACAUUAGACUGAAUAGAAAUCCAUUGAAACUAAUUAUAAUGCGCACGUGAAUAUAAUCAUAUAAGGAAAAAUGCAUGUGUCGCGCAUUAAACCUUUUUGUGUUAUUCCGUUUUUCAUAAUUACGUAUACACUGUCCAGUACCGGAUGCUAUGCCUUCAUAAUCUGCACCUGGAAUAUAUUUCGUUUCGGACCUGGCAAGUUUUCAGUGCCGGAUGUUUUGAUCACUGCUGGAAAAAAUGCAUCCAGGAUGGAUAUUAUUAUUGAUCAACUACAAGGAUGCGAUAUUGCUGCAAUCCAAGAGUAUAUGGAUGUACAACAAACAGUUAUGGAAACUUUACGAUUGGAAAUAGUUAGAAGAACCGGCAAACCGUUUUCCUUGGAUUUAAGUCCUCGGGUUGGACGGAACAGUACAGAGCAAUAUGCUUUUCUUUAUCGAAGCGACAAAGUAAUAAAGACAGAGACUGCACUCUAUCCGGAAAGGUCAAACGCGGAUGAAUUUCAUCGUGAUCCGUACUUUGCAAGGUUCUCCACCCUUUCCCGUACAAACCACCAGCUGCAAGAUAUUUUACUGGGAACGGUCCAUUUGGAUCCAGAGGAUGCUGUGGAAGAAAUCAAUAGUUUGGUGGGGGUGUUUGACUGGGCACAAAGAUAUUUCGAUACACCGGACGUCAUGGUAAUUGGUGAUUAUAAUGCGGGAUGUUCAUACGUCAAAGAGCGGGAUUGGCCAAGAAUACAAUUGUGGACAAACAAGACCUUUACGUGGAUUGUGCCGCAUGAUAUGGAUACCACCGCCAUGGCGUCGGUGUGCGCAUAUACGAGGGCGGUUUAUACCGGGCAGACAUUCAAGAAUACUUAUUUAGAGAAUUCCGUUGAAGCCCCAGAUUUUGCCAAAAAAUUUAAUCUCAAUUCAACGCAGGCGAGACUCGUUAGUGACCACAGACUGGUAAAGAUGACCUUUAAUGGACCCGAUUCCAAAGACAACCAACUUCAUACUCCAAGUGGCGCUGAUACGUUAUUUCGACAUUACUACAUCCGUCAAAGCAGCAGUAGUGAUGCCAUCCACAAGCAACAUCAUCCACGCAGCGACUUUGGAGCUUUGGAGCCCACGCCAUAAACAGUUUCCGUUCAUCCACUAUAACAAGGAAGAUUAUUAUUAAUGCCGGACUUGUAUAAUUACGCACAAGUACGUGGCAGGUCACGGUUUGGGCAACGCAAAAAGCAUUUCCUCGUUAUUCCUACAUUCGUACUGUUAAUUUAGAAAUUAAACUGGAGGUGCACAAUUUAUUUUUUAGAUAUUACAGACUAAGAGACUGAAUGUAUUUAUAAGUAUUUAUUUGUUAUAGAAGUAUACCUGAUGCCAUGGUAAAUAAUUAUUCGGAAGAAUUAUUCAUUCAUAUGUUGCGAACGUUAUCUAGGAACAAAGAGCGUGUUCUCUAAUACAUAAUUUGUAAAAAGCAGUUGUACGUUU
Messenger RNA from Paramacrobiotus metropolitanus, 1672 nucleotides. Its product is annotated as deoxyribonuclease-1-like. Gene Ontology annotation, molecular function: DNA nuclease activity. The record is from RefSeq and is a predicted model, not a curated record. Gene Ontology annotation, cellular component: nucleus. NCBI's taxonomy places the organism in Eukaryota, Metazoa, Tardigrada, Eutardigrada, Parachela, Macrobiotidae. Gene Ontology annotation, biological process: DNA catabolic process. The transcript is spliced from 9 exons. Bases 275 to 1318 code for a protein of 347 amino acids.